GUCCCACAAAUAGAAAGGAAAAGAAAGGAAAGGAAAGGAAACACGAGUCCCAAAUAAUGGUAGAAUUGGAACCGUACAAGCAUUGAAUGCAUUCUGCAACUUCUUUGCUUUCUGCUAACUUACUUGCCCACACGCACCAUUUGCCCGUUUACUGCUUUUGUUACUACUACUACUGCUGCUGCUGCUGCUGCUGCUGCUCUCUCUCUCUCUCUCUCAUAUAUUUUGGAGUAUUCAGGUUCUCUUCGGUUUCCACUCACAUUCCUUCUGGGGUCUUCAUCUCAUCAUUCAAAUCCUUGAGGCCUGGAAGUCCCCUUUUUGGCAAAUGAUGAAAGCAAGAAGAUCGCUGGAAUCUCUAGAAAAUGGGAUUUCUCAACAGAAUGUGAAGAAGGUAUCAUGUUCCACAGUUCUUACAUUAGCUUACCAGAGUCUUGGAGUUGUUUACGGUGAUCUCAGUACCUCCCCUCUUUAUGUAUACAAAACCACCUUCUCUGGGAAAUUGAGCCUCCACGAAGAUGAUGAGGAGAUCUUUGGAGUGCUCUCAUUUAUUUUCUGGACAUUCACUCUGAUUGCUUUAUUCAAAUAUGUCUUCAUUGUGAUAUCAGCCAAUGACAAUGGUGAAGGUGGUACCUUUGCUUUGUACUCUCUACUCUGCCGACAUGCAAGGCUUAGCAUUCUACCCAAUCAAGAAGAAACAGAUGAGGCACUAUCUUCAUAUGCUAUAGAAAGACCAGUAGAAACAUGGCAGAGUUCCAUUCUAAAGUCAUUCUUUGAGAAGCACCCAAAAUUGUGUAAGGGGCUAUUGAUUUUUGUUUUGCUGGGAACAUGUAUGGCAAUUGAUGAUGGAAUAUUCACCCCUGCAAUAUCAGUUCUUUCAGCAGUUUCAGGUGUUAAAGUUAAAUUUGCAGGACUUCAUGAGAACUAUAUUGUCAUAAUAUCAUGCAUCAUUUUAGUGGGACUUUUCUCUCUUCAGCAUCAUGGAACACACAGAGUUGCUUUUAUGUUUGCACCAGUUGUCACUGCUUGGCUUCUUUGCAUUGGUGGCAUAGGAGCUUAUAAUAUUUUCAAGUGGAAUCCAUGUAUACUUCAUGCACUUUCUCCUUCUUACAUGUUGAAGUUCCUCAGAAGUACAGGCACUGAAGGUUGGGUGGCCCUAGGCGGAGUGGUUCUCUCAAUCACAGGUGUGGAAGCAAUGUUUGCUGAUUUGGGCCACUUUUCUGCACUAUCAAUUAAGAUAGCCUUCACAUUUCUUGUGUAUCCUUGUUUGGUUCUUGCGUAUUUGGGUGAGGCCGCAUUCCUCUCUAGGCAUCAUCAAGAUAUCCAGAGAAGUUUCUACAAAGCAAUACCAGAACCAAUAUUCUGGCCGGUGUUCAUAGUGGCAACUUUUGCUGCUGUGAUAGGGAGUCAAGCUGCAAUAUCAGCUACCUUCUCUAUUAUAAGUCAGUGCUGUGCACUGAGUUGCUUUCCCAAGGUCAAAAUAGUACACACUUCAAGUAAAAUAUGCGGGCAGAUAUACAUUCCAGAGAUUAAUUGGAUGUUAAUGUGCCUCUGUUUAUCCGUGACAAUUGGAUUAAGGGACACAAACAUGAUCGGACAUGCAUAUGGGCUUGCUGUCACGACUAUCAUGUUUGUGACAACUUGCUUAAUGGCAAUGGUGAUGGUAAUUGUGUGGAAGCAGAAUAUCUUCACAACCAUUGCAUUUAUGGUGUUUUUCGGAUCAGUGGAACUUCUUUACUUCUCCGCAGCCUUGUUUAGAGUUCCUGAUGGUGGCUGGGUCCCGCUUGUGCUGUCUUCGAUCUUUAUGUCUGUUAUGUUUCUGUGGAACUAUGGAACUUUGAAGAAACACCAAUUUGAUGUUGAAAACAAGGUUUUGAUGACUAGGAUACUGUCCUUAGGGCCUAGCCUUGGCAUGGUUCGGGUCCCUGGAAUUGGACUUGUUUACACUAAUCUGGUGACAGGUGUCCCUGCUGUUUUUGGUCAUUUUAUAACCAACUUACCUGCUUUCCACCAGGUGGUAAUAUUCAUCUGCAUCAAAUCUGUUCAAGUUCCAUAUAUCGGUGAAAAAGAUAGGUUUCUCGUACGCAGGGUGGGGCCAAAAGAGUACAGCAUGUUCAAGUGCAUUGUCAGGUACGGUUACAAGGAUCUGCAGCAGGAGAACUAUGAUUUUGAAAACAGAUUGGUGUGCACAAUCAUACAAUUUGUUGAAAGAGAAGGACAAGGAGGCGAGCUGCAACCACUGGCAGGAUCACCUACUGAGUUUGGGAAACCAGACGUUGAAGCCCGGGAUCUUCCUGUACAAGCCUUGCCCUCCUCCUAUCCAGAUCACGGAGAAGAAAUGGUUCGCUCUAUACACGAUUUCAACACAAUGGAAGCAGGGAACGGGCACCUGGAGGGUUCGUCUCUAAAAGACGAGUCAAUGCAGAUACUGAGGGCUAGGGAGUCUGGCAUUGCCCAUAUCCUUGGGCAUUCUUAUGCACAGGCAAAGAAAUCAUCGUCUGUUUUCAGGAAAUUUGCCAUUGAUGUGGUCUAUGCUUUCCUAAGCAAAAACUGUAGGGAACCUGAUGUUUCUCUGGAUGUGCCUUACACUUCUUUGCUGGAAGUUGGCAUGAUUUACUAUGUCUAGCCUCUGGAGAAAGUGUGCAUAAUAAUAUAUACGGAAUUCAUCAUCCAAACAGAGCUUGCCUGCAGCAUUGCAAUGGAGGCCACAGCCAUUGAAAUGACAAAUUGAUUACAGAAUCAUCUAUACAGAUACAAUUUUAGUCUUUAGCUGAGAGCUUCAGAUUUCCUGCUACACGUGCAUGUGAUGUAAUUAGACCUUGUAAAGAUUAAACAGAGAAGGAAAAAUGCUCUGCUUUUAUGCUUAUGUCCAUGAAAAAUGCUGAGGAUAUAUUGUAUAGUUGAAGCAUCUUCUUCUUUGGUAACAUGUCUAUU
Messenger RNA from Diospyros lotus (date-plum), 2928 nucleotides. RefSeq names its product potassium transporter 1. The record is from RefSeq and is a predicted model, not a curated record. Gene Ontology annotation, biological process: potassium ion transmembrane transport. Gene Ontology annotation, molecular function: potassium ion transmembrane transporter activity. NCBI's taxonomy places the organism in Eukaryota, Viridiplantae, Streptophyta, Magnoliopsida, Ericales, Ebenaceae. Gene Ontology annotation, cellular component: membrane. The transcript is spliced from 9 exons. The coding region runs from base 323 to 2620 and encodes 765 amino acids.